UGUUUGGCGAUGAGUGAUCCUUGAGUCAUUGCCACCUGUCCUUGUACAUGCACACAAGAGGCUAACCUGCCGCACGGCCAGCUUCUCCUUCCAUCUUCCCUUCCUCCCGCUCCCACAUCACUGUGCAGCAUCAGCGCUAGCCACAAUGGGCAACAGUACAGUAGAGAGCUCGGGCAGCAUCUAUGAAGUUUCUCGUCCACGCUGGCCGAGAUUCAAUGAGCCCAAUCUAGAUCGCGUAUUUGCACCUCAGGACAACGGCGACGAUAAGGACAAUGAUGGCGCUAUCUCACGAGGAGCUUCUUCCUUCGUGUAUGAUCGCCAUGACUUUUUCUUGGGGUACUGGGGCGACGAUGUCAAGCCGCCACAGCACUUCGAGGAAGUGAAUUGUGAAGAACGACCCCUACUUGGCAUUUGUUCGGGUCAUACUCUCUGCGGACAGGUCUACAUCGAGCUUUUGUGGGUCAAGAAGUUGGAGCGUAAAAAGGGUCUGCUUGGUAGCGGCGCCCGCCUCCUGCGUGAAGCGGAGCUCCUCGGCAUCAGAAGAUGUCAAGCUCGAGGAGCCUAUCUGAAUACAUUCACAACGCAAGGCGCUGAACCCUUCUACGCCAGUCAAGGCUACAAGCGCCUCAUGGUCAUACCAGGCACUGUUGAUCGGGUCUACAUGGGCAAGACGCCAUUGCAAGAAGAGCGAGCGAUUGAGGGACAGCUUCUUGAACCUUGAAGCCGCGGCGGUCAUUUUGCGGUGCUCCACGGGGUUGUGGGAGCGCGAAGGAACGGACAAGGGGCGGCGCUGCAGCGACGUCAUCGCGAAGAGUGCCAAGGGUCAUGCGGCCUAAGAGUUGACGAGGCUCGCAUUGACCAGGCGGUGCAAGCAAGCAACCACGCAGCAAGACGGACAUCUAGAGUAGAUAGGGCCCCUUGUUGGUUGAGUAGGCAUCCAGGCAGGCAGGCAGGCACUCCGAGGGGCACGAGAAGGAGUGGCAUGCUUGAUCUGCUGGACCCUGACCACCUCCUCAGGCUCUG
Jaminaea rosea is the source of this 1023-nucleotide messenger RNA. RefSeq lists its product as hypothetical. The record is from RefSeq and is a predicted model, not a curated record. Gene Ontology annotation, molecular function: acyltransferase activity, transferring groups other than amino-acyl groups. Lineage: Eukaryota; Fungi; Basidiomycota; Exobasidiomycetes; Microstromatales. The transcript is spliced from 4 exons. The coding region runs from base 146 to 721 and encodes 191 amino acids.